AUGACAGAAACAGAAACAAUCGACACUGAAGAUUUACUUCAGCGACUCCUGAAAGCACGGAAAUCGAAGGGCCCGAGCGUGAAAAUAGGGAAUAACGAAAUUGUUGAAUUGAUAGAAAACGCCCGCGGAAUAUUCGAAGAACAGCCUAUACUCCUCGAACUCAACACGCCACUGAACAUUUGCGGUGACGUGCACGGUCAGUACCACGAUCUGCUACGGAUACUGAAUCAGGGCAAACAUCCGCCGGAGUCGAACUAUCUUUUCCUGGGAGACUACGUCGAUCGCGGUCGGAACUCGGUGGAAGUACUCUGUUUGCUACUGAUAUAUAAGAUUCGUUUUCCUGGAAAUGUCUUCAUGCUCCGAGGAAAUCACGAAACUUUGCGGGUAAAUGCCAUUUACGGAUUCUUGACAGAGUGUCGACUCAGGUACUCGCUCGAGAUCUAUCACAAAUUCAAUGAGCUUUUCGCUUGGAUGCCCCUCGCUGCGGUGGUCGGAGACAAGAUCUUCUGCUGUCAUGGAGGGAUUUCCCCUCGUCUCAGCUCUGUGGACGAUGUUCGUGACAUACAGCGACCAUUGAGGGACAUUCCGGACUCCGGGCUGGCUUGCGACCUCUUGUGGGCGGACCCUUUUGGCGGCGAAGGUUUCAAGCGAAAUGAUCGAGGUGUCUCAUUCCUCUUCGGAGCCGACGUGCUCCGGCAAUUCCUCAUCAAGAAUAAUUUGGAUCUCGUCUGCCGUGCCCAUCAAGUGGUUGCUGACGGCUUCGAGUUCUUCUCGGAUCGAUCGCUGGUGACAAUAUUCUCGGCGCCGAACUAUUGCAAUGAAUUCGAUAAUGCAGCAGCCGUCAUGGUCGUGGCGAAGGAUCUGACUUGCACUUUCCGAGUAUUGCGACCCCAGGUCCGAGCUUCAAAGCCCAAGGGGGUGAAUACUCGAAACGAGGAGCAGGCAAGCAAAGGAAUCAGCUAA
Messenger RNA from Galendromus occidentalis (western predatory mite), 963 nucleotides. RefSeq names its product serine/threonine-protein phosphatase alpha-3 isoform-like. Gene Ontology annotation, molecular function: protein serine/threonine phosphatase activity. The record is from RefSeq and is a predicted model, not a curated record. The transcript is spliced from 3 exons. Gene Ontology annotation, cellular component: nucleus; cytoplasm. Bases 1 to 963 code for a protein of 320 amino acids. Lineage: Eukaryota; Metazoa; Arthropoda; Arachnida; Mesostigmata; Phytoseiidae.